ACUUCGCAACCGGAGUCGCCAAAAAAACACAGACGCUGGACGCUCUUCGUUACGCGGGUCGUAACAAAGUUGGAAUGAGCGUGUUUUUUUAUAUUUUGUUACUGCGACAACUAAUGACACCAUGGAGAACAACGACAAAAUAAUUUGCUCGGAGCUUUUUCAGAAGCACAGAAAGGUAGAAGUCGUUCUCUACCCGGCUGUUCUUGCGUGGAAGGAAAUUGAGAAAAGCAGUAAACGGAGCUCCGGGACCUGCGAAUCAGAACACCGCCAGACUGUUGAAGUGUGUGAAAUCGUGGCAGUUCACAAGACAGAAGACGAAGUUGAUGCACAAGCCAGGAGCCAUCCGAAGAGGAUAAACCAGCCCUCUCAGCAGUAUCCCUAUGCAUUCACAGUUUCUUACGUGAGAAGGACCCGGCAACACCUGUGGCGUUGCGCCGAUGUCACCUUCCACUGCGCCGACCAGCAGAUCUGCGAGCAGUGGAUCCAAGUUACAAACGAGCAGCUGUCAAUACUCACCAACCGACCCAAGAACCUGCUGGUGUACAUCAAUCCGUACGGAGGGAAGCGGCGCGGGGAGCGCAUUUACGAGCAGAAGGUGGCUCCGGUGUUCCGGCGGGCCGGCAUCUUUACAGACGUGAUUGUUACAGAGCGCGCUAAUCAUGCCAGGGACCACUUGAAAACGGAGGCCAAUCUAGACGAUUAUGAUGGGGUGGUGUGUGUGGGCGGAGACGGGAUGUUUAGCGAGAUCCUGCACGGCCUGGUGACCAGGAUCCAGACGGACCACGGUGUGGACCAGAACCAGCCGGAUGCUGAGCUGGUGCCGUGCUCUUUGCGUAUUGGGAUUAUUCCUGCAGGGUCGACUGACUGCAUCUGCUUUGCUACGCAGGGAACAAACGAUCCAGUUACAUCUGCCUUGCACAUUGUUGUUGGCGAUUCACAGCCAAUGGAUGUAUGUUCGGUUCACCAUAACGGCGUCUUCCUCAAGUAUUCGGUUUCUUUGCUUGGAUAUGGUUUCUAUGGCGAUGUUUUGGCGGACAGUGAGAGGAAUAGGUGGCUUGGUCCUGCAAGAUACGACCUGUCAGGGUUUAAAACUUUUUUGUCCCACAACCACUAUGGCGGGACGGUUUCUUUCCUACCAGCAGACGACAACGUGGGGCAUCCAAGAGACAAGCUGCAGUGUCGAUCUGGGUGCCGCAUCUGUCAGCACAAGCCCUCAUCAAAAGACGAGCACGAUGAGGCGUCGGAGGAGAAGGAAAAGCCGGCUGACGACAGCGACAGAGGCUGGAGUGUCAUCCACGGCAAGUUCAUUGCCAUCAACUCGGCCAGCAUGAGCUGCGCGUGUCCUCGGAGUCCAAAAGGCCUAUCGCCCUCCGCCCACCUCGCCGACGGCACCACAGACCUGAUUCUGGUCAGGAAGUGUUCCCGUCUGGACUUCUUCAAACAUCUUCUUCGACACACCAACAACAACGACCAGUUCGACCACUGGUUCGUGGAGGUCCACAGGGUGAGAAAGUUUCGCUUCCAGCCAUGGCACCACGACUUCGUUCCUCUGGAAGACGCGAGCGAACGUCCAGAGAGUCCGGACCUCAGUCCCAUCUCCUCUCUCCAAGAAACCUGCGACGACUGCACCGCCGAGAGCAGCUGGAACUGCGACGGGGAAAUCCUGCAUCACACCGCCAUUCAAGUCAGUGUCCAGUGCCAGCUGAUCAGGCUGUUUGCUCGGGGAAUCGAGGAGCAGCAAGAUGCAGAGGUGGCCGUGUGACGACAUUUGUCCAGCGUCCUGAAGACAAAGACUGAAAAGGAAUAGGAGAAAAUAAAAUAAGACUUGAAAGUGUUGAUUUCCUGGAAAAGCACGUACAAUAUCUACGUUUCAUUUGCACAAGCUGCCUUUCGAUGAUGAUUAUAGUGUUUGCUUUAAUUGGUUUGCGCAGUGUUGGGUAGAAAAUGACGAGACACGUUGAAUUCAAAUGGAUCACAUUGGACAGCCGGUUACUGGGGGACCUCAAACAUCAGGACUAUUCAUUACUUUUUGGAGUAAGCUGAAUGAAAUAUGGUUUCCUGCACCCUAUUAGUUUUGCUUUCACGUACAAAAAAAAAAAUUUAAUAAAAUAAGAACAAAGUUAAAGCUCAGAGCAUCCCAAACAGACCGGGAGUUCUUCCAGCAGGAUGAAACGGAGCUGGACUCCAAGUAGAACAUAAAAAAUAAAAAUCAUCCUGCAACAACGUGGAGACACGGUCAGGGUGGAACAGCUUUGUGCAAAGAAUGAAGAUGUCUGUGAAUUCAAAAACACUCAAUCAUAUCUUUCUUAUUUAGGAAAAAAAAAAAAUGCUGUUCUUUUUUUUUUUCCCCACGUGAAAGCCGAUAUGAGCCACAGGCACUAAUAAAAAGAAUUGAAUCCCGUGACUUAAACCCUAACAGGACCCUGGUGGCUGCUGGGCGAUAAGAAGUGCUUCCUGAAUGACUUGGAGUGUCUCGGCGCUGCUGUGCCGCACCUGUGGCUCCGAGCCGGGCUCCUCUCCUUUCCGGCUCAAAGAACCGCUCGCGGUUUAAUCAUCCCCUGGGAGCAGGCGGAUUUCUGCGUUGUUAAUGUCAUUACAGACAAUCUACCCCUCUGCUCCCAAAUUAGCCUCUCUUAGCUCUGCCAAAGAAUGCACCAGCUUUUACUUUGGCCCGCUGUCUUAGUGAUGAAACUUUAUGUUGGUCUACACACAAGUGUUUGGAAAGGUGAAAUGUGUUUUCCCGCAUCCCUGCAGGGUUGUGCUGUUAUUGAUGAGUGGAAAAGUGCAGAUGUCAUGAGUUAGCUAUUUCCCAAUUAAACUCGCUAAAGCCAAGAGCCGUCCAGCACCAGCAGACGCACGCAAACACACUGAUAUACCAUUUUACUUUCUGAUAUUUAUAUAUAAAUAUUAUAUUUUCUUAUUUAGACUUUUCUUCUCAAAUCUGUCUCCUUUGAAUCCUCUGGACCUGUUUCUAUUGAUUCAGGAUGUCUGUCGUUGACCUUCAGCUCGCCGAAUGACGUUCUAUCACAACAUAAAUUGGACAGAAAAGUCGAGCUGAAAUAAAUGGACGCAUUCUUUUAUUAAACCAAACAGAAAUCACAUAUUUCAGUUCUGUGAAAUCUGAAAUAGGGGUUUCUUUGCUUUCAAGACUGUGUGUACCUGCCUUCUUCUUUUUAAAGAUGCAUAGGUUUUAUGCUCCCAGAUAUACAUUUUGUGCAACAGAAGAAGUUGCAUCCAAAAAGCUGCAGACAAAAAGGUUUGUUGUGAAGUGAACCAGCAGCAAUCAUGUCUCCUGAAAAUAUAUUUUUGUAUCCGGGUUUCUGCGUUUUUCCAUAUUCCCAUCAUGGGCUGGAUAAAAUUUGGGGGAAAAAAAAUUUGGCGAUGAUUCUGUUGGCCUUGUAGACUACGUGGUUUCUAGGAUUUCUUCUCCGUAAAAAUAAAUCCUGGAGAGGAAAUGAAUCAAUGUAUGGUGAAAUAUUUAACUUUUUAUCACUUAUGUAUACCAAAGACUUUGUGUUCACGAUAACAGUAGUCUGACAUCACUAAUCACAUCAAUUAUUGGUUUUGGCAGAAAUGUGAAAGCAUCUAGCUGAAAAGACUGAAAGAAGAAAACUGCUCUAUUAGCUUGCUUACAAGAAAGACAAACAUACUGAGGGACCAUUAAUUACAUUGCCAGGAGUGGGUGUUUGCUCAAUAUUUGAUCUUAAGUCAUGUACCAAAAUCAAAUAGUACAAUGUUUAAGAAAACAACAUUGAAAUUCACUCUUCUACCUCCCAAUGUCUCUGUUAUUUGGCCCCAUGCUAGCCAUAUAAGUCAGAGUAAUGUAGCAUCAUAGAAACUUAGCUUUCUAACAUGGAUGCCAAUUUACUUUUCCCUUCUUUGUGCACUUUCACAUACCUGCCAUUUUGUUCUAUGAAGACAUUUGGUAAAUGUAGGCCAUUCAGUAAAGUAACUUCUCUGCUACUUUUUGUUUCUGUGUGCUAAGCUAACAUCAGCAACAGUCUGAGGAUAUAAAUAGCGACAUUUUAAAAGUCCUCACUCCAGCUAUUACAGAAGAAAAAAAAAACACUCCAAAUUGCAAAUGAGGUGAACAUGGAAACUGAUUUCAUUUGAUUCAAAUCCCGAAUAAAGUGCUUAUGAAAUGGU
Molecule: messenger RNA, 4146 nt
Organism: Xiphophorus hellerii (green swordtail)
Lineage: Eukaryota; Metazoa; Chordata; Actinopteri; Cyprinodontiformes; Poeciliidae
Gene: cerk
Product: ceramide kinase
Exons: 13
Coding region: 122-1762 (546 amino acids)
Biological process (GO): ceramide metabolic process; phosphorylation
Molecular function (GO): ceramide kinase activity
Source: RefSeq, a predicted model, not a curated record